AACAUUCAUGUCAUGAUGGAAUUCCUAUUGAUUAUUCUUUCGGAUAUGCCCAAGGACUUUAUUCAUCAUGACAAACUUUUUGAUCUCUUGGCUCGUGUUGGAGCACUUACCAGGGAGGUAUCAACUCUUGUACGCGACUUGGAAGAGAAAUUAAGGAAUAAAGAGGGUAACGACCAAACAAAUCGUGCAACCCUAGACUUGCUGGAAAAUAUUGAACUCCUCAAGAAAGAUCUCAAACAUGUUUAUCUGAAAGCCCUGGAUUCAUCUCAAUGUUGCUUCCCCAUGAGUGAUGGACCACUCUUCAUGCAUCUGCUGCACAUACACUUAAAUGGUUUGUUAGAUUCCAAUGCUUAUUCAAUUGCUUUGAUAAGGGAAGAAAUUGAGCUGGUGAAGCAAGACCUAGAAUUCAUAAGAUCGUUCUUGGUGAAUGUUGAGCAAGGAUUGUAUAAAGAUCUCUGGAAACGUGUUCUAGAUGUGGCUUAUGAGGCAAAAGAUGUCAUAGAUUCAAUUAUUGUUCGAGAUAAUGGUCUCUUACAUCUUAUUUUCUCACUUCCCAUUACCAUAAAGAAGAUGAAGCUUAUCAAAGAAGAGGUCUCUGAUUUACAUGAGAACAUUUCCAAGAACAGAGGUCUCAUCGUUGUAAACUCUCCCAAGAAACCAGUUGAGAGCAAGUCAUUGACAACUGAUAAAAUAAUUGUAGGUGUUGAGGAGGACACAAACUUGAUACUUAGAAAGCUCACCAGUGGACCGGCAGAUCUAGAUGUCAUUUCGAUCACUGGUAUGCCGGGUUCAGGUAAAAUUACUUUGGCAUACAAAGUAUACAAUGAUAAAUCAGUUUCUAGUCAUUUCGACCUUCGUGCAUGGUGCACAGUCGACCAAGAAUAUGAUGAGAAGAAGUUGUUGGAUAAAAUUUUCAAUCAAGUCAGUGACUCAGAUACAAAAUUGAGUGAGAAUAUUGAUGUUGCUGAUAAGCUACGUAAACAACUGUUUGGAAAGAGGUAUCUUAUUGUUUUAGAUGACGUGUGGGAUAUUAAUACAUGGGAUGAGUUAACAAGACCUUUUCCAGAGGUUGAGAAAGGAAGUAGAAUUAUUUUGACAACUCGAAAAAUGGAAGUGGCUUUGCAUGGAAAGCUCUACACUGCUCCUCUUAAUCUUCGAUUGCUAAGAUCAGAAGUAAGUUGGGAGUUAUUAGAGAAAAGGGCAUUUGGAAACGAGAGUUGCCCUGAUGAACUAUUGGAUGUUGGAACUGAAAUAGCCGAAAAUUUUAAAGGGCUUCCUUUGGUGGUGGAUCUGAUUGCUGGAGUUAUUGCUGGGAGGGAAAAGAAAAAAAGUGUGUGGCUUGAAGUUUUAACUAAUUUGCAUUCCUUUAUUUUCAAGAAUGAAGUGGAAGUGAUGAAAGUUAUAGAAAUAAGUUAUGACCACUUACCUGAUCACCUGAAGCCAUGCUUGCUUCAUUUUGCAAGUAGGCAGAAGGACGAUGCAACGCGAAUCCUUGAGUUGAAUGCUGUAUGGGUUGCUGAAGGGUUUGUGGAGAAGACGGAAAUGAAGAGUAUGGAAGAAGUGGUGAAGAUUUAUUUGGAUGAUUUAAUUUCCAGUAGCUUGGUAAUUUGUUUCAAUGAGAUAGGUAAUUACCCGACUUGCCAACUUCAUGAUCUUGUGCAUGACUUUUGUUUGAUAAAAGCAAGAAAGGAAAAGUUGUUUGAUCGGAUAAGUUCAAGUGCUCCAUCAGAUUUGUUGCCACGUCAAAUUACCAUUGAUGAUGAUGAGGAGCACUUUGGGCUUAAUUUUGUACUGUUCGGUUCAAAUAAGAAAAGGCAUUCUGGUAAAUACCUCUAUUCUUUGACCAUAAAUGGAGACGAGCUGGACGACCAUCUUUCUGAUACAUUUCACCUAAGACACUUGAGGCUUCUUAGAGUGUUGUACCUGGAUCCCUCUUUUAUCAAUGUGAAAGAUUCUUUGCUGAAUGAAAUAUGCAUGUUGAAUCAUUUGAGGUUCUUAUUCAUUGGGACACAAGUUGAAUCUCUGCCUUUGUCUUUCUCAAACCUCUGGAAUCUAGAAAUCCUGUCGGUGUAUAACGAUGGAUCAACCUUGGUACUAUUACCAAGAAUUGGUGAUCUUGUAAAGUUGCAAGUGAUGUCCGCGAGUGCUUGUUCUUUCUUUGAUUUGGAUACAGAUGAAUCAAUAGUGAUAGCAGAGGACACAAAGUUAGAGAACUUGAGAAUGUUAGGGAAACUCAUGCUUUCCUGUUCGAAAGAUACAGAGGAUAUUUUCAAAAGGCUUCCCAAUCUUCGAGAGCUUGCAUUUGAACUCAAGGAAUCAUGGGAUUAUUCAACAGAGCAAUACUGGUUCCCGAAAUUGGAUUGCCUAACUGAACUAGAAGACCUCACUGUAAGUUUUGAAAGUUCAAACACAAAUGACAGUGGGUCCUCUGCAGCCAUAAAUCGGCCAUGGGAUUUUCACUUCCCUUCGAGUUUGAAAAUAUUGUCGUUGAAUGACUUUCUUCUGACAUCCGAUUCACUAUCAACAAUAGUGAGACUGCCCAACCUUGAAGAGUUGUCCCUUUAUGAUACAAUCAUCCAUGGGGAAGAAUGGAACAUGGGGGAGGAAGACACCUUUGAGAAUCUCAAAUUUUUGAACUUGCAUCAACCGACUCUUUCCAAGUGGGAGGUUGGAGAGGAAUUCUUUCCCUCCCUUGAGAAAUUAAAACUGCAGGGAUGUCAUGAGCUUGAGGAGAUUCCACCUAGUUUCGGGGAUAUUAGUUCAUUGAAAAUUAUCAAACUUGUAUGGAGCCCUCAACUUGAAGAUUCUGCUCUCAAGAUUAAGGAAUAUGCUGAAGAUAUGAGGGGAGGAGACGAGCUUCAAGUCGUUGGCCGGAAGAAUAUCCAGUUAUUUAAGUAGCAUUAUGGUUGAAAAGUAGAUUGUAUUUAGAAAACUUAUAAGUUUUUAACAAAAAUUAUAAUUUUAAACAUUAAUCUUGUACACCAAAAUACUAUUCUUAUCACUGCUUUCUUUAC
Solanum stenotomum is the source of this 3014-nucleotide messenger RNA. RefSeq names its product putative late blight resistance protein homolog R1B-17. The record is from RefSeq and is a predicted model, not a curated record. The transcript is spliced from 2 exons. Lineage: Eukaryota; Viridiplantae; Streptophyta; Magnoliopsida; Solanales; Solanaceae. Gene Ontology annotation, biological process: defense response to other organism. Gene Ontology annotation, molecular function: ADP binding. The annotation marks the transcript as partial.